GAGAGGGGAUGUUGGGAGGGGUGUUCCCGUACCAGCUCUUGUUCCCCGGCCUCAGAAGGGAACCCUGCCCCCUCUCCUCGGGAGCAGGGGAAUUUCCGGACGCCGGACCGGAACCGGAAAGUUCUCGAAGAGUGGAAGGGCGGGUCUAAAAAAAUCCAAAAAAAAAAGCGCGGCCCGAGCGCUCGGGGAACGACUGUCUUUGCCAUUCCCGUCACUCCUUCGCUUGUCGGUCCCUGCCCCCUCGCCUCCUUCCCGACCUCCGCCGAGGUCCAGGCCUCCAUGGACAUCACCGCCAACCUGAAGUCUUUGCUGCUGGCCAUCAGCCAGUACAAGGCAGUCAAGUCUGAGGCGAACACCAACCAGCUCCUGCGGCAUUUGGAGGUCGUUUCUGGACUGAAACUUACUCGAUGGUUUAUGUCAAACCAGAUAUUGCCAAGUGAAUGCCUGAACUGCCUUGUAGAGCUCCUUGAAGACCCAAAUUUAAGCACUUCACUAACUUUAAGCAUCGUCAGUCUGUUAUCUCAACUAGCUCUAGACAAUGAUACCAGAGAGUGGCUCCAGAACACUUAUAAUCUGAAUAGUGUCCUGGCAGGAGUGAUAUAUCGGAGCAGUACUGUCCCCAAUGACUCAGUAUCAUUGCAGUGCCUUCAACUUCUGCAGAAGCUGACCUACAAUGUCAAAGUUUUCCAUUUUGGUGCCAAUUUUGAUGAGCUAAUUACAUUCCUGAUAGGUCAUAUAAAACAUAGUCAGUGUCCUGAAGAUGAAUUAACAAUGUCUUGUCUAGGACUCUUGGCAAAUCUUUGUCGGCACAACCUAUCUGUUCAAACCCACAUAAAGUCCUUGAGUAAUGUGAAGGCAUUGUAUCGUAUUCUCAUAAGCUUCUUGGCCCACAGUAGUUUAACUGUGGUUGUGUUUGCACUCUCAAUAUUAUCAAGUCUAAUAUUAAAUGAAGAGGUUGGAGAAAAGCUAUUCCAUUCUCGAAACAUUCAUCAGACUUUUCAGUUAAUAUUUAAUAUUCUUGUAAAUGGUGAUGGUACGUUAACCAGAAAGUAUUCAGUUGAUCUACUUAUGGAUCUUCUCAAGAACCCUAAAAUUGCGGAUUGUCUCACCAGAUACGAGCACUUCAACUCAUGCCUUAAAAAAGUAUUAGGUCUUCUUCAUGGGAAGGACCCUGAUUCUUCUUCAAAGGUUUUAGAAUUACUUCUUGCCUUCUGUUCAGUGACACAACUACGCCAUGUCCUCAGUAAGGUGGUAUUUGAAUCACCUGCUUCCAGUAACACAAGACUGGGAAACCAUCCUAAAUCUUUAGAGCCAACAGUUGCUCUGCUACGUUGGUCAAGCCAGCCCUUGGAAGGAUCAGAAAACUGUUCUAUUCUAGCACUAAAAUUAUUCAAGGAAAUAUUUGAGGAUGUCAUAGAUUCUGCGAGCUGUUCCUCUACUGAUCGUUUUCUGGCCCUGCUGUUGCCCAGCAUUCUUGAUCAACUUCAGUUCACAGAACAGAAUCUUGAUGACCUACUAACAAGGAAAAAAUGUGAAAGAAUGGCUAAGGCCAUUGACAUUUUGCUGACUUUAUGUGGAGAUGAUACAUUAAAAAUGCAUGUUGCUAAACUAUUGACUACCCUCAGAUGUACAACUCUAAUAGAACAACAGUUUUCAUUUAGCAAGAUUGACAUUGAAUUUGGAACAAAGGUAGCAGAUUCUGAACUUUGCAAACUUGCUGCAGAUGUCAUUUUGAAAACUCUUGAUCUUAUGAGUAGACUUAAACAGUUGAUUCCUGGUAUGGAAGUGACUUUCUACAAAAUACUUCAGGAUCAACGUUUGGUUACUCCUUUAGCUUUUGCCUUAACAUCAGAGAACAGGGAACAAGUACAAUGUGGACUUGGAAUAUUAUUGGAAGCUGCACCACUACCAGAUUUCCCUGCCAUAGUCCUUGGUGAAAGUAUUGCAGCAAACAAUGCGUAUAGACAUCAGGAAACAGAGCAUAUGCCCAAAAGAAUCCAUGUACAGUCAGUAACUCCAACUCUUUCAGCAUCUCUAAAGGGCUCAGCUUCUCACCUUUCAAAUGAUAGCAUCCCUGGCUUAAACAUUCAAGAGCUAAUACAGAAACUUCAGACUGGAAUGGAGAUGAAGGAUCAGAUGUCUGAUGUGAGAGUAUCUGACAUAAUGGAUGUCUAUGAAAUGAAAUUGUCUACAUUAGCAUCCAAAGAAAGUAGGUUACAGGAUCUUUUGGAAGCAAAAACCUUAGCCCUUGCACAGGCUGAUAGACUGAUUACUCAGUACCGUUGUCAAAGAACCCAAGCUGAAUCAGAAGCAAGGACCCUUGCUUCUAUGUUGAGAGAAGUUGAGCAAAAAAAUGAAGAGCUUGGAGUGUUACUGAAAUCGCAGCAGGUUGAAUCAGAACGGGUCCAGAGUGAUAUUGAGCAUCUCUUUCAACAUAAUAGGAAGUUGCAAACUGUGGCUGAAGAACAUGAAGUGCUAAAAAAAUCCUAUAUGGAACUUAUUCAGAGGAGCGAAGCUUUUGAAAGGAAGAGUAAAGAUUUACAGGUCACGUGUGAUUCUCUAAACAAACAAAUUGAGACAGUGAAAAAAGUGAAUGAAUCACUCAAGCAGCAAAAUGACAAAACAAUUGCUCAGUUGAUGGAAACAGAAGAGCAGAGAAAAGAAAUACAGAAUCAGCUAGUAGAGAGAGAAUGUAUAAUUGCAAAUUUACAACAAAAAACAAAAGUACACGAGGACAAACUGAGAGUUCUGCAAAAAGAAAAAGAAGAUAGGGAAGAAACUAUUGAAAUUCUGAAAAAAGAAUUAAAUAGAACGGAGCAAGCAAGAAAAGAAUUAAGCAUUAAGGCUUCUUCCCUGGAGGUACAAAAGGCACAACUGGAAAGUCGUUUGGAAGAGAGAGAGACUCUGGUAAAGCAGCAGCAAGAGGAGUUAAACAAGCAUUCUCACAUGAUAGCGAUGAUCCACAGCUUAAGUGGUGGAAAAUUGAGUCCAGAGACAGUGAACCUCAGCCUCUAGAGCUCUGGCCAAUGGCUUGUGAUCUUACGGGGAUCCUCUGUUCUGUUUACAAAGAGACCAAAAAAUAAACUCCAAAUGUAUGUUGGUUUUGUGUUAUGAUUUUCAGUUACUUCUACACCUGAAGGCAGCAUCAACCAAGUCAAACAUUGGUUUUAACCAAAAACAGUUUUGUCCUGUAUGCGUCUUAAUGCUCAGACUUCAGUUUUAUAAAUAUUUUCUUAUCAGUAAUAUUUUUGAACGGUUAGCUGAGUAUAAUAUUUUUCUAAACUUUCCUCAUAUCUCUUUACUAAGAACUACAAACUCUUCCAUGUUUUUAGUGGUUACUUGAUGAAAACAUUUGCAAAAAAGAUUUCUAGAUUGGCAUGUCCCAAAUAGUUUGAAAAGUAUUUCCUGGCCAAAAAACAAAACAAGAAAAACCAAACCCCUCAAUAAUGACUUCCUUGUCAAUAUUUGAACUAAUAACAACACAACUCCUUUUUCCUUCUAGUAAUUUUGUCAGUGUGAAAGCAACUUCAUUUUAGUCUUUACAUCUUUUUCCAGUGUGAUGUUUCUCCCUUUGGCACUUCUGACCCCUUUCUUUUGGGAUGUGUGUAUCAGAGGUUAAGACUCUUUAGAGAAAUCUUAGUAGGGAAGAAUAAUGAUUCAGUUUAUGCUUUAUGGUUCUGUUUGCUUGACUGUUGUGAAGACUUUUGUAUUUUUAGAAAACAGGUUCUGUUUUGGUUAGAAGCCCUACUAAAUGAAAUAUGUCCUCUGAUUUUCCCUGGUCUUACUUUAGAUACCAGAGACCAAUUCUUCACGUACUCAGCUGCCAGUGUUUCUAAUCAGGGUUAAUGCCAUGUAUUACCCUUGAAAAUAAAUGUGUAAUUAUAAUAAUAAUUAGUUUGUUAAUUGUUCAUUUCUGUUGUAGAUAGCAGGUGGUAUUUAAGUUUUGGUUUUUUUUUUUUUAAAGAACAGACCAAAUCACAUACAACCCUAUUAGCAUUUUUGUUUAAUUCUUUCUUACCCCAGAGACACUAAAAUCUAAACUAAUUCUUAAUUUGAGGUGGUUAUAUGUAGGCCAAUAUAUUUUCAAGUCAGUAGGUAUAGCUCUUUUAGUUACAUUUUGAUGUCUUGGAACUCCAACUCCUAAUCAGAAAAUGCAGACACCUUAGACACAGAUGAAACAUGGCUGACCACAGUUUAUUUCAGGGAAGCCUUCUCAUUUCUUUGUGGUAAUUCUGAGGUUCUGUGAAAUAAUGUGAAAAGCAGUGGCUUACUUGGCAAACAGGGAUGCAUACCAGGAAAAGUUUCUUAGCCUAUUCAUUGACUAGAUUGUGAUGCUACGGCUGAAUUGCUGCAGAAAUCAUUUUGAAGCUUUAAGCAGGCAUCUAGUCCAUACAUGUCUUUAGGCUUUAUUCCUGCCAUUCUGUAGUUGGAAUUCCAGGAUAUAAAAGGCAUUGUAGAAGAGUUCCACAAUAUCAGAAUUUAAAAACCACUGAAGUGGAUCUCAGUCUUUCUCCAUUCUUAGUAGUUAGAGAGGUGCAGUAAUAGGGUUUUAUAGUUAUCAAGAUACUGAGGAGUCGCUACCAGGGAAUCACAGGUUCUUCACUUUUGGAAGUUUCUUUCAAAAAGUGGGUUGGGAUGCAAUUCAGUGAUAACAAGCCUCUAUUAUGACUUUCAGAUGUAUGUUUAUUUUGAUGGGCUGUAUGCUAUCAUAAAUAUCAAAUUCACUGCCUACAAACUGAAAUUUGCUUCCAUUGGGAAUGCCUUUUUGGUGCUCAAAUCAAUAGACUUAAUCAUAUCACUUCAAAAGAAUUUCAUUGUGUUUUGGCAAUAUUUGUAUGUCUCCAUUAAAUCUGUGAUUGAAAUUGUGUUUCCAUCAGGCAUUUUGUAGUAGUGGUGUUUAUAAAACUGCUGACUUGAAGGUAGAUGUUAAGUUUAUAGAUAAUAUGCCAGAUAAAUGGUGCUGAGAUGUUGAAGAGAAAAUUAAAUGUUUUAUAGAAAGAGAACAUUUCAGAAGUUCAUAUCAAGUUUAAUGUUCUCUUUUUAGGAAAAGUUUUAUAGAACAGAUUGGCUUGAUCUAGCUAUCUCAGUCACUGACUAGGAUUUUUCCCUUUCAAGAUACUUUUUACCCAACUGAAUAACAUCUAAUUCAUUCUACAUUAUUCCCUGGCCUCUUACUGAAAUGUUUUAUCUUAGCGAGAGAAGAAGAAGAGCAUGAUAAAGUUUCAUCCCCUCACUACUUUGUUUGAAUUUGAAAUAGCAAAAAUAUAACUUAGAAAAUUAGAGCUGUUGGGGGUUUUUUUUUUUUUUGGUCUCGCUGAGGUCACUGACUUUUAGCAUAGUGGCCAUCACACCAAUGCACAUACCAGAAUGUUUCCAUCUCUGUGAUUUAUCCAUGUGUAGUAGAUAAGUCUGUAGAUCCACGUAACUACUAACAUGUAGGUAAAACUUUUAGUUAAGACUUGAAAAUUAAAAAAAAAAAAUUUUAAAUCCACCCCACAACCAAAACUAGUAUUAAGAGUACAACUUUAGUUUCCUCUCUUGGGAUGCAUACUGGCUCAAUGAUUGGUAAAGUGGUCCUUUAACACCAAUUAAAAGGAAAAAUUGGGGGUGGUAUUUCCCUCCUUGCUCACCAUACCUAUAUGGAAAACUUCUGUACUAGCUCUGCAUAAUAAUAGCCUGUUUCAGUAAAGAGUAUCCUUUUUAAAUGUUUCAUCAGUUCAAAUAAAUUGUUUUUAUGCUUGUACUAAUAUUUAAUAAAAUAAUAUUCCUUUAUAUUUAAAUGUAGCUACAAAAUGACUUUUUAGAAUAGUAGACCUUAAUCAU
This is a messenger RNA of Dromiciops gliroides (monito del monte), 5823 nucleotides long. It is a transcript of the gene CIP2A, whose product is annotated as cellular inhibitor of PP2A. NCBI's taxonomy places the organism in Eukaryota, Metazoa, Chordata, Mammalia, Microbiotheria, Microbiotheriidae. The record is from RefSeq and is a predicted model, not a curated record. The transcript has 22 exons. Bases 280 to 3015 code for a protein of 911 amino acids.